Molecule: messenger RNA, 4038 nt
Organism: Syngnathus acus (greater pipefish)
Lineage: Eukaryota; Metazoa; Chordata; Actinopteri; Syngnathiformes; Syngnathidae
Gene: rprd2a
Product: regulation of nuclear pre-mRNA domain containing 2a
Exons: 10
Coding region: 297-3335 (1012 amino acids)
Biological process (GO): mRNA 3'-end processing
Cellular component (GO): RNA polymerase II, holoenzyme
Molecular function (GO): RNA polymerase II complex binding
Source: RefSeq, a predicted model, not a curated record
CGACUAGGAACGCGGAAUUUGUCACUUCACAGUCCUACGAAGUUCUGCCUUGCACGAAAUCGCCCUUCAUUUUUAAUUGAAUUGAUACUCAUUGUUGCUUUCAUUCACGCGUCAAUAGCGUGUUAUUACUGGACGCAGAAAGGGAAUUACUAAAUAUUUACGAGAUCGUAACAUGGCGAUGGCCGCACACAGCGACCGAGUCUGUGCAACGGUAAGCUAGCCGGUGAAGCUAGUGCUAGCUAUAGCUAAGUUGAGUGCGUUUUGAUGAGGACAACGUAAAACAAGGAACUCUCGACAUGGAAGCUGGAAGAGUGCGCAAUUCUGGUGCCUCAUUUGAGGCUGUGCUGGAUACAAAGUUACUAAAUGUGACGAAUACAAUGGAUUCCAUUCAAGGGCUGUCAACGUGGUGUAUCGAGUACAAGAAGUACCACAACAUGAUCGUGCGACAGUGGAUCAAGUGUUUGAAGAAAUCUAACACAGCACACAAGCUCAACCUGUUUUACCUCGCCAACGAUGUCAUUCAGAACUGCAAAAGGAAAAAUGCUCUGGUCUACCGUACUUCAUUUGCCGAUGUGCUCCCUGAGGCGUUUGUGCUGAUCAAACAAGAAGGUGACGCAAAGGUGGUGAAAUCGGUGCAGAGGAUACUGACCAUCUGGCAGGAGAGAAGCGUCUAUACAGAUGCUGCCAUUGCUGAGCUCAGGGGCAUCUUAGUCAAAGAGGAGACCCCGCCUGUGACACCCGUGGAGCAAAAAACUCCAGUUGAGUCCAAGGCAGAUAUCCAGUCCAAGAUUGUUGCAGAAUUUGUGCCUCAGUCCUUCAUUGAGCAACUGUCUCAAUACAAGAGGUCUCUAGAGGAUGUGGACCUUAGAGAAAAGCAAUUGGCAGCCAUGAGGGUUGACAUCUGCAGUUCUGAAACCCUCAAGAAGCUGAAAGAUAAGGCAGGAGGAAAGAAGUUCUCCCGGGACUUUGAAGAAGGCAAUACACAGCUCCAAGAGUUUGUCAAGUUCUUUGACAAACAAAAUAAAACGGGGCCGCUCCUUCUGGAAGCCCUGAGCAAUGCCGAUAUCUUCUAUGAGAUGCAGUACAAAGAGGUCAAGAUUGUUGCCAAUGCCUACCAGACGUUUGCUAACCGAGUGAACCACCUGAAACGCAAGCUGGACAACCUCAAAGCGACCUUACCAGACCUGGACGAUUCGCCUAUUCCCUCACCCUCUGCGGAUGCGCCAUCUCCAACGGGCUCCGAAUCUCCUUUCCACGACCUGGAAGUGGCCAAGCCUCAUCCAGAUACGGACACCUCGGCUUUGGAUGACGAAACGGAACCUCCGGCCCCAAGUCCUCUGUCUUCGAUUGGGGAUUCCCCAAAACGAGUGCCCAAUAGUGGCAGUGGCGGCGGCGACGAUAACGUUAACCGGGAAGUGGAGGACAUGGAGCUGUCUGAUGACGAAAUAGUCAGCGGAAGCAUCAUAGUUGAGGAGCAAGCGAAGAGCUCUGGGCCAAAAUUGGAGGUGUCUAAUCCCGUUAGCAAAAAGACCGAGCCAUCAGUAGCAGCAGAGCAGCGCGCCUCAUCGGAUGCCGCAUCUGGAAGUCUGGAAAAUAUUGACCUGGGUAAAAUCGGCUCUAUCCUCAACAGUUUUAACGCAGCCAUGAAAAACACAGGAGCACCAGUGGAGAGCCACUGCUCAUCAGCUGAGACGUUAGCUCCCUCCUCCGACGAUGCCACCGCGUUGGUGGACAUACUGGCGCAGGUGGACAUGAGUCCCGCCGAGCUCCUUAAUGCUCUGACUAAAGUCCAAGCCCAAGGUGGCCUUGCCGGCAUCACUUCUCUUCUGAGCAGCCCCGCUGAAAAUGACCCGGAAGAACCCUUGCGUACAGGCGAGCCUUCUCCCUUACCCUCAUUCACAUCAGCUUCAGCAGCUCCCAAUCCGAGUUCCACUCCCUUCCACUCUGCUACGCCGGCGCCCUCCACGCCGUCAGACGUCCCCGAAAUGCCGACCGCUGCCCCGCCGCUGGAAGCACUCGGAGAAACGCCCCCGACAGCAGGAACGGCAGACGUUGCUAAAGCAGACAGUUUAGAAUCCAAAAUUCACAACUUCCUUCAUGGCAAUCCUGCUUUUAGCAACUUUGACCUUAGUUUCGCCCUUCACCUCCCCAAUCGGGCGGAUAACUUGAGCCCAGUAAGAGGAACCGACGCGCAGGGCGGAACACCGGUGCGUGACGAAGGCGGAGGCACCCCCACCCAAGAUGAGGUUAUGGACGUGACGUUGGGGCUCCCGAGGUCUUUAGGCGCAAACCCAGAGAGCGGGAUGCCGGCUCCGUUCGCUUUCCGGGAAAAUACUCCUCAGAGCGCCACCCGACGAGGCCACUUACAGCCGGGUGCGGCUGAGAACGGGCAACUGUACCAAACGUACCCGUACGCUGAGAACAAUACGUCAGAUCCCGUCGCACGAUAUGGGCCGACUCAAGGUGGAGGAGACGGAGCCGCAGGCGGCGGCGCACAGGCCUUUCAGGGGAUGGCCGAUAGGGCUUGGUACGAUGAGGGGGGCUUGCAGCAGCCCGCGGGCUACAAUGUUUCCAUGCCGGCUUGUAACCAAACAUUUGAGUACCAAGCACAAGCAAGGACAGAAUCCAAAGGCUUUCAACAAGCCUCCGAUUUCUUCAAAAACCUCCUUCCUCCUGUCCCCAAGUUACCUCCCCCUCCCCCCCUCCAAGCAGUUUUGGCGACUCCCGCCGAACAGCAGGCGGCGCCCCACGCGGACAUGACCCAAGCGGAACCGAGUCGAGGUUUCCCCGGGAUGGUGGUCCACGAUCACGGACACAAGUCAGCCUUUCAUUCAGAUGAAUCAUUGUACGACGAGCAGGGCUCAACUCCAGACGACAUGCGUUACCCACAAGAGCACGAGGAUUACCAAGAUGAUAUCCAAGCCCAAGGGGGCCCUGGCUUUCAGAACAGCCCUUACGAGCGCCCCGAGGCCCCUUUCUACCCACGGGGGGGCAGCCCUCAACAUACCCUCCUCAGAGGCAGGGGGGGGCGCUUUGCCUCUUCCUCACUGGAUUCUUUUAACAACCAGAGACGGAGCCCCCCUCAUCCUCACUUUGCGCCCAGGCGGCGGCCGCCGCCGCCCCAUUUCCCGAUGCGUCCCCCCGGCAUGCGACUUCUCCAUCGGGUUCCCCGGCCCGGUCAACCCCCGUUUCCCAGGGGUCCCCCACGUCCACCGUUUCCUAAUUUUCUGGGGCCUGAUCCGAGACUAAGGGGCAAGCGACCCGUUCCCAGGGGAGGACUAUAUCCCGGUCCCAUGUUUGCUCCCAAAAGACCCUUCCCACCCCCACGCUACUGACUGGACUAAGGUUCCUUACCUGCAGUGGGAGGUCAAAUGUGAAAAGGCCGAAGGGCAAAAUCACUCAGACGCUAAAUUAGUGCCGAUGAAGCAAAAACACUGUCCAAAUCUGAAAUAACAAAGACUGAGAAAGAAUGACAACUACAGACUCCAAAAGGCAGAAGCUCCCAGAAGAGUGCUGAAGACAGAAGAUGACCGAAAAUAAAAGGUGGAUAUGUACUUUUUCCUUUCACACUUUUGGAGUUUUUUUCCCCCGUAAUUAUGUAUAAAUCACUCAUCAGUGUUUGAUCGGGCGGGGCGGGGCGGUUCAGUGUGUGCGCGCAUGCAAAGCGCGCAUGCAUGCGCUGGUAGCCACCGAACGUAUCUUUAGCCAGGAGAGUGUCAAAAGUACGUGUUCAGUGCUUCACCUUUGCAUCUGCCAUUUGUUUUCAAGUUGAUUUCAUUCACACCAUCCAUCUUAAAGCACCCGUUGGAGAGUUCCCUUUUGGGAAUGAACAUUUUCUUGACAGGUUGUGUUCCUCCUACAAUUCACGUUAGCAGCUAUUUCACCGUUGGAACGCUGACGUUUAUAGUCGUGAAGCGAUGGUCUCUCCGUUAUCCUUUUGCUGCGUCGAGAAGCUGAAGCGCUGACGUUUGGGAAGGAGAUCGAAGAUGCUUCACUUUCACUUUAUUUGUACGGUUGAAUAAACAUUUGAUUUUGAAA